UAGUUUACGACUCUCGGUAAACAUGGCAGCACUUACUAUCUUUUCAAAUGCAAUUAGAUUAGCUGCUAAUAAUUGUUUAAACAAAUUAACAACUACUGCAAUAUGCAGAACAACAAAUUCAGCAUUAAGUCUAUGGGAACCUGGAAGAGUUACAUAUGUUACAACACGUUUAGGAUGGAUGCCUCCUAUACCAAAACAUCAAGUUGAAAUACCAGAAUUUGACAAAGAAAAAGAAAAGUUAAUGAAGGAUGUAACAAAGGAAAUUAACAAACAAAUAGCAACGAACAAAGUAGGUAGAUUAUUUGCAGUUGUUCACAUAUGUGGUAAACAAUUUAAAAUAACUGAAAAUGACAUCAUAAUUGUACAAGGACAUUGGCCACCUUCGAUAGGUGAUAGAAUAAAACUUGAAAAAGUUUUGUUAGUUGGAAGCACAGAUUUCACUCUUAUAGGAAGGCCCAUAUUAAAUCGAGAUUUGGUAUCAAUCAAUGCUACUGUCAUUGAAAAAACAUUAUCAAGUACAAAGUAUCAUUUUAGGAUGAAGAAAAGGAAACAAUACCGUAGAUUACACUUUUAUCGUACGCCACAUACAAUGGUGAGAAUAAACACGAUAGACAUAAACGGGGAUAUUGAUAAGAGGAAAGAGGUGGAAGAGAUAGAUAGAGUAUAUUAAAAAAAAUUCAAAUCAAUUGUAUACAAAAACAAAAAUAUAUAUAUAUAUUUAAUAGUUAAGAAUAGUACACGAAUGAAGAAUAAGUUUGACGAUUGAUAAAACAAGUAUAUAAAACAUCCUCCUCUAUCAUUAUACCUACAAUUCAAUCAUGUCUUCCUAAUUUUGUAUCCACCAUCAUUAAUAGAAGUAUAUCCUAGUAAAGCAUCGAUUAGAAAAUGUUUAAAAAUAACAUUUAUAAAAUUUGAUAGAUAAUUGUUAUUAAUUAAUAAGAAGAAUUAAUAGAAGAAAGUCAUUAGAAAGGUGAUAUAAAAAUAAACAUUUGGAAAUGAUAAAUAAAAUAUUGUUGAAAAAAA
Molecule: messenger RNA, 1023 nt
Organism: Polistes dominula (European paper wasp)
Lineage: Eukaryota; Metazoa; Arthropoda; Insecta; Hymenoptera; Vespidae
Gene: mRpL21
Product: mitochondrial ribosomal protein L21
Biological process (GO): translation
Cellular component (GO): mitochondrial large ribosomal subunit; ribosome
Molecular function (GO): RNA binding; structural constituent of ribosome
Source: RefSeq, a predicted model, not a curated record